Molecule: messenger RNA, 1869 nt
Organism: Aphanomyces invadans
Lineage: Eukaryota; Oomycota; Saprolegniomycetes; Saprolegniales; Verrucalvaceae
Exons: 4
Coding region: 38-1654 (538 amino acids)
Source: RefSeq, a predicted model, not a curated record
AUCGGUGCAGUUUCAGGCGAAUGCGGCUGCCGGCAGCAUGGACUUGCUACUGUAUGUGCACGUGGAUGCAGACCAUUUUGUAAUAACCACAACAGCGCAAGAAACUAUCAUGGACGUGAUACAGCGGUCUGAAGCCGCGUAUGCGUCGCUGUUCCGCACGAAGCCACCAUUGACGAUCGAUGCCAUCAAGAACGAUGCCGGAUGCUUUUUACCUGCGUCGCUUGCUGUGGGGCAAAUCCUACAUAACGGGGCGCAUGUAUCGGUCGUCGUCAAUGCGUCCAGCCCUCAAACGGGCGCGACUGUACCCCUCGACUGCACAAUCCCACGAUUGUUUGCCACGUGGAAGCAAUGGCAGCUUUACUUUGCGCAGGCACUUUGCGCCAUCGCCCAACGGAACGAUGAAUUGAGCAAGGAAACGAUCACACGCUUCGAGGUGGUGUCGCACUUGUCGUCGUUGUGCUCAUCAACAAAUGGCCAGAUUCUCCAUCUGACCCUGGACUGCGUCGAACGAUGGUUGUUGGUCAUUGCCGUCGACGAAUCGACCAUCCUUUUUGCUCAACUCUUGGUGACCAAACACGUCCUGGCCAGUGCACCACUGCUCGCUCGUGUUCUCCAACUUGUCGACGUAUUUGCAAGAUCCAGUCGAGAGGCACAGCUAAGCUUGAUCGCGCAUGAUAUGAAUACCCGCCUCAUCGACAUCUCAGCCACUUGUCCCCACGUCACGUCCAUCGUCGAGCCGAUCGUUGCAACCCUUCAUGCGCUAUCGAUGCGCCAGCGACGUGCACCUGCUUCUUCAUCAAGCAUGACCACGACUUUCCCACCGCCCAUGGCGAUUCAAGAGCUGCUGUAUUGCAUGCAUGGGAAGCAGCGACACAGCCAAGAUGUUGCCACACAGCAGCUCGUCCACCUGUCCGAAUCCCAGGAAAAAUGGCAGGGUGCAGUAAAAGGCGCCGAUGCUGCUUUCUUUGCCGAGCUGUUGCACGUCACAACGAUGGCCUACGCCCCUGGUGACACGCUCUCUGAGGCACUGGUCACUCGUGUUCUCCAGGCCAUGACCAACGUCAUUUCGUUCCAGCCACAGACUCUUGUCGUUCAAGACCCGAAUGCCAUUGACGCCCUCGUCACGAUCGGCCAUCAAUCGACCUUCGCUGCGCCAUUAAGACAGCAAGCAGCCAUUAUCCUACAGCAUGUCGUCGAAAGACAGGGUCAUCUGGGGUAUUCGAAUGUUGCUGGUUUGGUAGGGCUCCUCCAAAGCACCGACCCCCUCGCUCAGGCCGUGGGCGCCGCCGCUCUCUUGGCUGCACUUGACGGCAAGGCCAAGGUGAAUCCGUCGAACACACAUGAAGCGGUACUCUACGAAAUGUGCUCAUGUCACGUCCCGGCGCUUGUCGACGCUCUUUACGCAUCAGCUGUGCCGACUCGAGUAGCUGUUCUACAAGUGCUAAACGUAUUGCUGCAAGAAGAAGAUGUGCGACAGCUCGUCGUCGUCGAUCUCGGGUGCAUUCCCGCAUUUGUGUCGAUAUUCCUCGACAUGAAGGACGUCGAAGGCCAACGACAGGCUGUCAAGGCUCUUUCCAAGAUCGCACUCUCCAGGUACUGCCUCGUUUGUCGUCAGCGAACUCUCAUGCAUGGCCAUCACGGUGCUCAGCCGUGACCGCCACCACGAAGUGGCCAGCGCCAUGGAGUACGUCGUGUCACGUAGCGCGUUCACAGACAGCGUCGUGGCCUUCUACCUCGAUUUGAUCGUACCGCCCACAGCAAUCCACGCGUCUUGAUCAUCGUCAUCGCUGUCGAUGUUUUGUCGUCGUCGGUUUCGUUUUCAGCCGUUUCACGUUGUGUGUAUAAUUUAAGAAUUUGGUUUAUGUAUAG